CGGGCUGCCUGCGGGCGGCUGCGAGCGGAGAGCCCAGGGCAGCAGCAGCGUCCAUGGAGCAAAAGGAAUGUCAGGGCCCUGUGCAUCCAGACAGGGACCAGCCUCAGCACCAACAGCCAACACAAAGAUAGCAGAGUCAUCUCAGGGUUAAACCAUGAUUCCGGUGACAGAGCUCCGCUACUUUGCGGACACACAGCCAGCAUACCGGAUCCUGAAGCCUUGGUGGGAUGUGUUCACUGAUUACAUCUCCAUCGUCAUGCUGAUGAUUGCUGUCUUUGGAGGGACGCUGCAAGUCACCCAGGACAAGAUGAUCUGCCUACCUUGUAAGUGGGUCACCAAAGACUCCUGCAACGACUCCUUCCGGGGCUGGGCAGCCUCCAGCCCAGAGCCCACUUACCCCAACUCCACAGUCCUGCCGACGCCUGACACAGGCCCCACAGGUAUCAAGUAUGACCUAGAUCGACACCAGUACAACUACGUGGAUGCGGUGUGCUACGAGAACCGCCUGCAUUGGUUUGCCAAGUACUUCCCCUACCUCGUGCUUCUGCACACCCUCAUCUUCCUGGCCUGUAGCAACUUCUGGUUCAAGUUUCCACGCACCAGUUCGAAGCUGGAACACUUUGUGUCUAUCCUGCUCAAGUGCUUCGACUCACCGUGGACCACACGGGCCCUGUCGGAGACAGUGGUGGAGGAGAGUGACCCCAAGCCAGCCUUCAGCAAGAUGAACGGGUCCAUGGACAAGAAGUCAUCUACAGUCAGCGAGGAUGUGGAGGCCACCGUGCCCAUGCUGCAGCGGACCAAGUCACGGAUUGAGCAGGGCAUCGUGGACCGAUCGGAGACGGGCGUACUGGACAAGAAGGAAGGGGAGCAGGCGAAGGCCCUGUUUGAGAAGGUGAAGAAGUUCCGGACUCACGUGGAGGAGGGGGACAUUGUGUACCGCCUGUACAUGCGGCAGACCAUCAUCAAGGUGAUCAAGUUCGCCCUCAUCAUCUGCUACACCGUCUACUAUGUGCACAACAUCAAGUUCGACGUGGACUGCACCGUGGACAUCGAGAGCCUGACAGGCUACCGCACCUACCGCUGUGCCCACCCCCUGGCCACGCUCUUCAAGAUCUUGGCAUCCUUCUACAUCAGCUUGGUCAUCUUCUAUGGCCUCAUCUGCAUGUACACACUGUGGUGGAUGCUGCGGCGCUCCCUCAAGAAGUACUCGUUCGAGUCGAUCCGAGAGGAGAGCAGCUACAGUGACAUCCCCGACGUCAAGAACGACUUUGCCUUCAUGUUGCACCUCAUCGACCAGUAUGACCCUCUCUACUCAAAGCGCUUCGCCGUCUUCCUGUCUGAGGUGAGUGAAAACAAGCUGCGCCAGCUGAACCUCAACAACGAGUGGACGCUGGACAAGCUGCGCCAGCGCCUCACCAAGAACGCCCAGGACAAGCUGGAGCUGCACCUGUUCAUGCUCAGCGGCAUCCCGGACACUGUGUUUGACCUGGUUGAGCUCGAGGUCCUGAAGCUGGAGCUGAUACCCGACGUGACCAUCCCGCCCAGCAUCGCCCAGCUCACAGGCCUCAAGGAGCUGUGGCUGUACCACACGGCAGCCAAGAUCGAGGCUCCUGCCCUGGCCUUCCUGCGGGAGAACCUGCGGGCCCUGCACAUCAAGUUCACGGACAUCAAGGAGAUCCCGCUGUGGAUCUACAGCCUGAAGACGCUGGAGGAGCUGCACCUGACGGGCAACCUGAGUGCAGAGAACAACCGCUACAUCGUCAUUGACGGGCUGCGGGAGCUCAAACGCCUCAAGGUGCUGCGACUCAAGAGCAACCUGAGCAAGCUGCCGCAGGUGGUCACGGAUGUGGGCGUGCACCUGCAGAAGCUGUCCAUCAACAAUGAGGGCACCAAGCUCAUUGUCCUCAACAGCCUCAAGAAGAUGGUUAACCUGACGGAGCUAGAGCUGAUCCGCUGUGACCUGGAGCGCAUCCCUCACUCCAUCUUUAGCCUCCACAACCUGCAGGAGAUUGACCUGAAGGACAACAACCUCAAGACCAUUGAGGAGAUCAUCAGCUUCCAGCACCUGCACCGCCUCACCUGCCUUAAGCUGUGGUACAACCACAUUGCCUACAUCCCCAUCCAGAUCGGCAACCUCACCAACCUCGAGCGCCUCUACCUGAACCGCAACAAAAUCGAGAAAAUCCCCACCCAGCUCUUCUACUGCCGCAAGCUGCGCUACCUGGACCUCAGCCACAACAACCUGACCUUCCUCCCCGCCGACAUUGGCCUCCUGCAGAACCUCCAGAACCUGGCCGUCACAGCCAAUAGGAUUGAAGCGCUCCCCCCAGAGCUCUUCCAGUGUCGGAAGCUACGGGCUCUACACCUGGGCAACAAUGUACUGCAGUCGCUGCCCUCGAGAGUGGGCGAGCUGACCAACCUGACGCAGAUCGAGCUUCGGGGCAACCGGCUGGAAUGCCUGCCCGUGGAGCUGGGAGAGUGCCCCCUACUCAAGCGCAGCGGCCUGGUGGUGGAAGAGGACUUGUUCAGCACACUGCCACCUGAGGUGAAGGAGCGGCUCUGGAGAGCUGACAAGGAGCAGGCCUGAGCACAGCCUGGAGCAGCAGCAACGAGCCUCCGCACACCCUCAGGCCAGAUGGGCAGCCCAGCUCUCCCAGGACUGCGACAGCCAGCUGGGUCCAGCCAGACCAGAAAGCAGGGACUGAGGGGCUGGUCCCUUUCCUCCCGCUGGGACAUGGACACCCAGGACAGGCACUUGCUGGAGACCAGAACCUCUGAGACUAGUCUCAGAGUGCAGUAUUUGGACAAUCAGGGUCUUCACACUGGAGGCCAUCUCUGCCUCAGAGGCCGAGCCAGCACCAGAGGCCCAGGAACAGUAACUUAGAUCUGGGUAUUUAUUUUUUCCACUUCCCAUCUUUUCCCUCCAGAUAACUUACACAUUCCCAAGAAGGUCCGGCUCUGUGGGAAGUGUUUAGCACCCUGGCAGUGUUCACCUUUUUCUUUUUAGGUGAUGCUGACAGAAUCAAGUGCCCACCCAGACUUGGGCAGAGUUGGGUAGGGUGAGCCAGCCGUAGGACAGUUGCCUUAUUGGCACUGGGCUAGGCUCUGGCAGCAAAGCUUGUGGAAGACCAGGCCUCCAGGUGGAAGGGUCAGGCCUAGGGCUUGCCCCAUCAGGUUUUGAAGCAAUUUUAGAUUUUUUUUUUAAGUGAGUUUUUUUGUUUGGUUGGUUUUUUUUUUUUUUUUUUUUUUUUUUUUUUUUUUUUAAGCUUUGAAAAUGAUGGUUUGGGUAUUAAAAAAAAUUAAAAAAAAAAAAAAGACACUAAGGCCAGUGAGUUACAGUCUCAGGGUGGGUGGUGUUUCCCCCUUGAGCAAAGCAGCAAGACAUUGAACAGAAUUUCCUGUCUUUGGGGUGUGGGCCAGGAUGUCUUCCCAAUAUGUCCUGACCGUGGUCCAGAAGUGCCGUGCUCUUCUCUCCUGGGGCAGGCUUUUAUUUUUGUUUGCUUUUAAGGUGGUUUUUUUUUUGUUGUUGUUUUUUUUUUUGGUGUCCUGUUUUUUUGUUGUUUUUUUCUCCUCCAUGGGUCUUGGCAGGCACCCUUUUCAUGGCUGUCAGCCAAAAGGAAGGCUCUGGAGCUGCCAAGAAAGGGGGAGACUUAGGCUGGCUAAUUCCCAGAUGAACGGUGCUCCAUUCCCCUCCCUACCCCCACAAUGCCCCUCCACACACACAGUGUUAAGGAGCCCAGAGCAGCUGCUUCCCCUCCCCCAACUCUGUCCCCACAUCAUGGGUUUGCUCAGUGCCACCCCUCACCUCUUCUGCUUACAUUAGCUCUGUCACCAUCUGGUCCAUCGUGAAGAGCUGACAUUUAGAGGCAGAUUGGGCAUGAGAGGUCAGCACUGGGAGGGCAGGCUCCCCAGUUUUAGGGUUCCAGGACAGUUUGUACUGGGCACCUGGUUUGCACACAGUACAGUUUAGCGUCUAGUGGCGGUAAGCCACUCUGCUUUAGAUCAAUCACUAGGGUCCCCACUUAGAAGGGUCCUCGCCUUAGAUCAAUCACAUGGACACUAAGGCACGUUUUAGCGUCUCUUGUCUUAAUGAUUAUGUCUGUCUCUCCGUCCAUUUGUGUUUUCUGCGUCGUGUCAUGGAUGUAACCCUUGGAAAUACUGCACACUAGCCUUUGACAACCAUGAAGCAAUCCGUUACACGUGGGUCUGACUUGUAGACUCAGUUCAGAUAUCAAAUAAAUCUAUAACACAGUU
Mus musculus (house mouse) is the source of this 4254-nucleotide messenger RNA. It is a transcript of the gene Lrrc8a, whose product is annotated as leucine rich repeat containing 8A VRAC subunit A. The coding region runs from base 155 to 2587 and encodes 810 amino acids. The transcript is spliced from 4 exons. Gene Ontology annotation, biological process: aspartate transmembrane transport; taurine transmembrane transport; monoatomic anion transmembrane transport. Gene Ontology annotation, molecular function: cyclic-GMP-AMP transmembrane transporter activity; volume-sensitive anion channel activity; identical protein binding. Lineage: Eukaryota; Metazoa; Chordata; Mammalia; Rodentia; Muridae. Gene Ontology annotation, cellular component: plasma membrane; membrane; lysosomal membrane. The record is from RefSeq and is marked validated.